UGUAAUAAUAAUUUAGAUGAUGCAAUGAGUGAACAGAUUAUAUUGUAUUCAAGAACUAAUAGAUUAUUAUUAGUACUUGAAAAUGACAAAAUAGAAGCAGGAUUUGCGCAUAAGCUACAUAGAAAUGGAUACGGUUAUUCACACAAUAACAAGGUUAUAUGUGAAUCAGAAUAUUAUGGAAGAGUUAUAACUAAAAAUAAAAAUAAAUCAAGAAUUGUAGAGAAAUAUAUAUCUGUAUUAUGUGAACAGUUUUCAGUUAUAGAUAGUAUGUUUGAAAAAUUAUUAUAUAGGGGAUUUAGUCCUAUAUAUAACUAUAACAUAUGUGCUAAUCCUAUACAGAAAAAAAGUUUAGAACAUUCAGCACGCAAGAAUACUUCUAUAAUAUUUUCUGUACCGUCAAUAUUUGUUUUCGCAGUAUAUUUAUUACUUUUUCUAUUAUGUAGUCCAUUAAAUCUAUUAAUAUAUCGA
Messenger RNA from Plasmodium malariae, 468 nucleotides. The record is from the annotation of a RefSeq genome assembly. NCBI's taxonomy places the organism in Eukaryota, Apicomplexa, Aconoidasida, Haemosporida, Plasmodiidae.